This is a messenger RNA of Oryctolagus cuniculus (rabbit), 5531 nucleotides long. It is a transcript of the gene GABBR2, whose product is annotated as gamma-aminobutyric acid type B receptor subunit 2. The record is from RefSeq and is a predicted model, not a curated record. Gene Ontology annotation, cellular component: membrane; G protein-coupled receptor heterodimeric complex. NCBI's taxonomy places the organism in Eukaryota, Metazoa, Chordata, Mammalia, Lagomorpha, Leporidae. Gene Ontology annotation, biological process: G protein-coupled receptor signaling pathway; gamma-aminobutyric acid signaling pathway. Gene Ontology annotation, molecular function: G protein-coupled GABA receptor activity.
GAGGCGGCCCGAGCCGCCGCCGAGCAGCCUCGCCUUCGCCUCCCGCGUUUCCUGCCGCCUGCCCUCCCCCGGCCGGGCUCCAGGGGCUGCCGCCGAGCAGCUCCGGCAGGGAGAUCGCCUCAGAGCGCGCACGGGGGCGGGCGGAGGCGGCCCGGUGCGGGGCGGCCGCGCUGAGAGAGGCGCGCGGAGACGCCGGCCCCCUCUCCGCGUUUGCUCGCUCGUUCCCCGCCUCCCGCACCCCUCUCGCUCCCACCCCUUCCCGGCGUGAUUGAUCCGUCACGGGCGCUGCCGCUGCCGCCGCUGCUGCCGCCGCCGCCGCGGCCGUUCGGAGCCGAGCAGGAGCCAGAGCCGGAGCCGGAGCCGCGACCGGGCCGGCGCCAUUGCGCGGGCGCCGCGGGGAGAGCUUGGCGCGGGGCGGCGGGCCGGGCCAGGCCAUGCGGGCCGAGUGAGCCGGCGCCCGCAGCCCGCGGCGCGGCAUGGCUUCCCCGCGGAGCUCCGGGCAGCCCGGGCCGCCGCCGCCGCCGCCGCCGCCCGCGCGCCUGCUGCUGCUCCUGCUGCUGCCGCUGCUUCUGGCGCUGGCACCCGGGGCCUGGGGCUGGGCGCGGGGCGCCCCUCGGCCGCCGCCCAGCAGCCCGCCGCUCUCCAUCAUGGGCCUCAUGCCGCUCACCAAGGAGGUGGCCAAGGGCAGCAUCGGGCGCGGCGUGCUGCCCGCCGUGGAACUGGCCAUCGAGCAGAUUCGCAACGAGUCACUCUUGCGCCCCUACUUCCUCGACCUGCGGCUCUACGACACCGAGUGUGACAACGCGAAAGGUUUGAAAGCCUUCUACGAUGCAAUAAAAUAUGGGCCCAACCACCUGAUGGUGUUUGGAGGCGUCUGUCCAUCCGUCACGUCCAUCAUCGCAGAGUCCCUCCAAGGCUGGAACCUGGUGCAGCUGUCGUUUGCUGCCACCACGCCUGUCCUGGCCGAUAAGAAGAAAUACCCCUACUUCUUCCGCACGGUGCCGUCGGACAACGCGGUGAAUCCGGCCAUCCUGAAGCUGCUGAAACACUACCGCUGGCGACGCGUGGGCACGCUCACCCAGGACGUGCAGAGGUUCUCCGAGGUGAGGAACGACCUGACCGGGGUGCUGUAUGGCGAGGACAUCGAGAUCUCAGACACUGAGAGCUUCUCCAACGACCCCUGCACCAGCGUCAAGAAACUUAAGGGCAAUGACGUGCGGAUCAUCCUGGGCCAGUUCGACCAGAACAUGGCGGCCAAAGUGUUCUGCUGUGCCUAUGAGGAGAACAUGUACGGCAGUAAAUACCAGUGGAUCAUCCCGGGCUGGUACGAGCCCUCCUGGUGGGAGCAGGUGCACACGGAAGCCAACUCGUCCCGCUGCCUCCGGAAGCAUCUGCUGGCGGCCAUGGAGGGCUACAUCGGCGUGGACUUUGAGCCCUUGAGCUCCAAGCAGAUCAAGACCAUCUCAGGAAAGACUCCGCAGCAGUAUGAGAGGGAGUACAACAGCAAGCGGUCGGGCGUGGGGCCCAGCAAGUUCCACGGGUACGCCUACGACGGCAUCUGGGUCAUUGCCAAGACGCUGCAGAGGGCCAUGGAGACUCUGCAUGCCAGCAAGCAGCACCAGCGCAUCCAAGAAUUCAACUACACAGACCACACGCUCGGCAGGAUCAUCCUCAACGCCAUGAAUGAGACCAACUUCUUCGGGGUCACGGGUCAAGUGGUGUUCCGGAAUGGGGAGAGAAUGGGGACCAUUAAGUUUACUCAAUUUCAAGACAGCAGGGAGGUGAAGGUGGGAGAGUACAACGCAGUGGCUGACACACUGGAGAUCAUCAAUGACACCAUCAGGUUCCAAGGAUCCGAACCCCCAAAAGACAAGACCAUCAUCCUGGAGCAGCUGCGCCAGAUCUCCCUACCUCUCUACAGCAUCCUGUCCGCCCUCACCAUCCUGGGAAUGGUCAUGGCCAGCGCUUUUCUCUUCUUCAACAUCAAGAACCGGAAUCAGAAGCUGAUAAAGAUGUCCAGUCCCUACAUGAACAACCUGAUCAUCCUUGGGGGAAUGCUGUCCUAUGCAUCCAUAUUUCUGUUUGGCCUCGAUGGAUCCUUUGUCUCGGAAAAGACCUUCGAGACGCUGUGCACUGUCAGGACCUGGAUUCUCACUGUGGGCUACACAACCGCCUUCGGAGCCAUGUUUGCCAAGACGUGGAGGGUGCACGCCAUCUUCAAAAAUGUGAAGAUGAAGAAGAAGAUCAUCAAGGACCAGAAGCUGCUGGUGAUCGUGGGGGGCAUGCUGCUGAUCGACCUGUGCAUCCUGAUCUGCUGGCAGGCUGUGGACCCCCUGCGGAGGACGGUGGAGCGGUACAGCAUGGAGCCGGACCCAGCAGGACGGGACAUCUCCGUCCGCCCGCUCCUGGAGCACUGUGAAAACACUCACAUGACCAUCUGGCUCGGCAUCGUCUACGCCUACAAGGGGCUUCUCAUGCUGUUCGGCUGUUUCUUGGCCUGGGAGACCCGCAACGUGAGCAUCCCGGCGCUCAACGACAGCAAGUACAUCGGCAUGAGCGUCUACAACGUGGGCAUCAUGUGCAUCAUCGGGGCGGCCGUCUCCUUCCUGACCCGGGACCAGCCCAACGUGCAGUUCUGCAUCGUGGCCCUGGUCAUCAUCUUCUGUAGCACCAUCACCCUCUGCCUGGUGUUUGUGCCCAAGCUCAUCACUCUGAGAACAAACCCAGACGCCGCGACGCAGAACAGGCGGUUCCAGUUCACGCAGAAUCAGAAGAAAGAGGACUCAAAGACGUCUACGUCGGUCACCAGCGUGAACCAGGCAAGCACCUCCCGCCUGGAGGGCCUACAGUCGGAAAACCACCGCCUGCGCAUGAAGAUCACAGAGCUGGAUAAAGACUUGGAAGAGGUCACCAUGCAGCUGCAGGACACCCCAGAAAAGACCACCUACAUUAAACAGAACCACUACCAAGAGCUCAAUGACAUCCUCAGCCUCGGGAACUUCACCGAGAGCACAGAUGGGGGAAAGGCCAUUUUAAAAAAUCACCUUGAUCAAAAUCCCCAGCUACAGUGGAACACAACAGAGCCCUCUCGAACAUGCAAAGAUCCUAUAGAAGAUAUAAACUCCCCAGAACACAUCCAGCGCCGGCUGUCCCUCCAGCUCCCCAUCCUCCACCACGCCUACCUCCCGUCCAUCGGAGGCGUGGACGCCAGCUGCGUCAGCCCCUGCGUCAGCCCCACCGCCAGCCCCCGCCACAGACACGUGCCCCCCUCCUUCCGAGUCAUGGUCUCGGGCCUGUAAGGUGGGAGGCCCGGGGCCUCCCCGGCGACACAACCACACUGGGCAGGGCCGUCUGCUCCAGGAGCACCGUCGGCUCUGGCUGCGGAGAAGCUGGGCGCCACGGCUGGCCUCUCGGGACUGCUGGGACGGCACUCAGGGGGACAGGACACGGGGGCCUUGGCACCUGACCUCGAGCCUUAUUUGUGAAGUUCUUAUUCUUUCACAAAGAAGAGGAAUGGAAAUGACUUCUUCCUUAAGUCAUUCCUCCCGCCAACGAGGAGGAGCUGGUGUAUUUGAAACUUGCAAAAAAAAAAAAAAAAAAAAAAAAAAGUCUAGACAAGGAGAGAGGCAGGUGCACCACAACUGGAAGUCACCGUGUCCCUAAGCAGCCUCGGAAAGAGGCUGGGGCUUCUGGAGAAAGCGCCUCCGCCCUCUGCACACACGUCCCCAGCCCCAGGCCAGCCCUUCUCCUCCCUUCUGCCAGGGGCAGCGGGUGGGCAGGGCCGCCAGCUCCAGCGGCCAGUCCAGCCCCCUCCCCCAGCCUCUCUGGAGUGGGAGUCUGCAGAAAGGGCACGGCCUGCACGUGGAGGGCUGGGGUGCCAGGCAGGCGGACUCACAGGCCCCCAGGGCUGCCAUCACCCAAGAUGUUUGUUACUCUCUGAUAAAUGCCACACAUUAACACAGUAACACCUGUGCCGGGGACCAUGGGAACUUAGCGGCUGGCACCAGGCACUCUGCCGUGUUCACCGACAGUCUGUCACGCACCCACCACACCGGCCACGUCCUUGUGUCCCCCACCCCGCUCCCCCGGAUCACAAGGGGGCCGCCCGCCCCACCCAUGGAAUGUCUGUUCCCAGCAAACACGAUAAGGAAAGAUUGUGCACUUUAACCUCUCGUCAGGGCCCAAGGGCUGGCUGGGAUGUUUUGUUUUGUUUUGUUUCCGCUGACUUCGUUUCUGACCAAAGUGAAUUGAGGGCAUUCUGCUCAAAGACAUCCCUGGUGACCCAGGGGAGAGAGUUCCUGGCCGAGGGCUUCCCUUGGCUUCCAGAAGGCGGCCUCCCAUCCGGCAAGCCAGUGAGCCCUCCCCCUGGGGCUGGCUGGGGACGGUCAGUGGGCAGAUGGAGCCUCACUCGUAAGCUCGCUCUUCCCUUCUCACUGAUGCCCAAAGAGCAUUGGCCUGGCAGCCAGGCAGAGCUGGGUUUCGGUCCUCCAUCCCUUCCGACUCCCUCCGUGACCUUGGGCAAGUCACUGGUGUCUCUCCCAGCCUCAGUUUCCCCUCUGUACCAGACUGGGGUUGAGACCACACACCCCCAACCUGCCUACCUCACAGGGUCACUCUGAGGAUUGAAACUUGAUCUCGGCCAGGAAAGCUUCGUACCCUGACCCGUGAGGUAUUCCUACGACCGUGACCUCCAGCCCUCCCGACGGCGGGGCUGCGGCCCACACAAGCUUCCAGCACAGCCGUCUGCCCAGGACGGCCAGGCCCAGCCGGCCGCAGGGAGGCUCCCGGGAACUUUUCCCACAUUCCUAGACAGGCUCAUUCUUCGCUACAGAAAGGCCUGAUUGACAACGCCCGGGACGUCUGCACAACCGAGCGGCUCGCUCACUCCCUAAAGAACCCUAAAGGCAGCUUCAACAGGCAGGCAAUAAUCUCCUCCCAGAACCACUGCAGUCAGGAAUCCACUGUUGUCACCACCAGGCUUUGGCGAAAGGGCCCAUGGGAACCACCACCACCACCACCAUUUUAAAGCACUCCCGAUUUUGCGUAGCAUAGCCUUCCCCACCCCUCCCUGCAGAGAGAGGUUAUGGAGGUACUGUAGCUUUUAGGGUUAAAAAAAAAAAUGUGAACACAUCAGCAAUGGAGUUGAACUCAUUCCGUUUAGGCACUACGAACCGGUGUUGUCACUCACUGUGUAUGACCAGUAUUCACCCACUUUCUUGACUUCACCGAAACCAAAUCUUAAAGACCACAUUAAUUUUUCAAAGGGAAAGAGAACUAAUUGUACAUACUGUAAACACGCACACAUACACACACACACACACACACACACAACAAAUCUGUAGAAAUAUUACUCCAGCAUAGCAGGACACAAAGUAUCAGCCUGUGAGCGGUGAGCGUGUGUAACCCUUUGUGACUCCUGAGCCUAUGCCGUCUCCUAGGUUAACCCACAGAGUACACCCUCCGUCUUACUGAUACUGUAGGUUUACCGGUUUCUUUUUUAAUUAACUUCCCUGCGAAUAACGAGCCCCCCA